UCAGCACUCUUUGGCUGUACUUUGGCUGCUUUGGCUUAACUUGAGCCAAGUCAGGCGAGCGGCCUAGCUUAGCUUCCGAAGUUCGCGUGGCUUGUGUGUCCCUGGAACCCAAUGUAAACAUCGGACUCGUGCUUCACCGCACUCUCGAGAUCCGUUAUGACUUCCCUCUGUGGAUAGCGUAUGUUACAAGGUGGAGUGCUGCACUCCUCCAUGCUAAACGGCUGUAAAUAUACACUAGCCCUUCCUAUGUUUCGACAGCACUUACGUAAAACUUGUGGGCCACGCUGAGGAAACCGGACACCGCAGGCGAUGUCCACCGCGGCUGCAGCUGGCGCGGCCGCGGCGCCGGGCCAGAAUAACCAGCAAGGAUCGUCGGGUGGCGAACCGAACCGCCAAAACAACCUGCAACGGAUUGCGCAGAAAAAGGCCCAAGUCAAGAGCUGGCCGCUUAACAAAAAACUUGAGAAGCUUGCCAUCUAUUCCUCGUGCAAGGCUGAUGAUUGCAAGUGCAAUGGUUGGAAGAAUCCCAACCCUCCACAGACACCACAGCGCCCUGAAGGACCACAGCCCUUGGCAAAUCUAAAUGACCCAUGUCGUAGCUGCAGUCACAUAUUAGGAGCACAUGUGUCCCACCUUGAAAAUGCUCCCGAUGAAGAGCUCAACAGGCUUCUUGGGAUAGUUGUUGAUGUUGAAAACAUGUUCAUGUGUGUUCAUAGGGAAGAGGAUGCAGACACGAAACAAGUAUACUACUAUUUAUUCAAGCUUCUGCGAAAAAGCAUCCUUCUGAUGACGCGCCCAACUGUAGAAGGCCCCUUGGGAAACCCGCCUUUUGAGAAACCGAGCAUUGCUAAGGCGGUGAUAAACUUUGUGAUGUACAAGUUUGGCCACCUGUCCCAGAAGGAGUGGCAAACGAUGUACGACCUUGCCAAGAUGUUUCUGCAUUGCCUCAACCACUGGAAGCUGGAGACGCCGUCAGCUAGAAAACAGCAGCGGCAGCACUCAUCAAAUGAAGAUGCAGCUGCGUACAAGAUAAAUUAUACUAGGUGGUUAUGCUUCUGCCACGUGCCGGCAUUCUGUGACAGCUUGCCCCAUUCAGAGACAACCAUCAUCUUCGGUCGUACGCUGCUGCGCUCAGUGUUCCAGACAAUGCGGCGCCAGCUGCUGGACAAGUUUCGAGCCGAGAAGGACAAGAUGCCACCGGAGAAGAGGACACUUGUGCUCACUCAUUUCCCACGGUUUCUAUCGGUGCUUGAGGAAGAAGUUUAUGGAAACAAUUCCCCCAUAUGGGACCCAGACUUCAAGCAAACCCCUCUGAACUCUUCCACUAAUACAUCUGUUGACAGAGCUAUAACAAGCAAUGGAACCACCCUUGCCAGAGCUGUUGAGAAGUUGUCAGUUGCAAGUUCGCCCAGCUCUGCUAAUGAAAAUGGUACCGCCGCCAACAUGAGUCCCGGUGCGCAUGCGGCCAGUCGCUCGUCAAAGUCCAUCAGCACUGCUGAGGCUCAGGGUGAAAAACGACUGAGUGAAGACAACCGCGUGCCAGAGCCUAAGCGACGCAAGAUUGAAGGUGACAUUCCAGAGGAGGUGCUCACCCAGUUGAUUGCCACUAUCACUGAUCCAAAAGAAAUGGUCGGCCCGGAGAACAAUGCAUUCUCGGAGCUGGCGGCGCGGGACGAAGCGGCGCGAGCUGAAGAGCGGCGCGGGGUAAUUGAGUUCCACUUGGUGGCCAACUCUCUGAGCCGGCGGGUGGAUCAGCAGUCCCUGGUAUGGCUGGUGGGGUUGCAGAAUGUCUUCUCCCACCAGCUGCCAAGGAUGCCCAAGGAGUACAUCACCAGGCUCGUCUUUGACCCGAAGCAUCGCACGCUUGCCUUGGUGAAGGAAGGCCGAGUCAUUGGAGGUAUUUGUUUUCGGAUGUUUCCGGGGCAAGGCUUCACGGAAAUCGUCUUCUGUGCUGUCACUUCCAACGAGCAAGUCAAGGGUUAUGGAACACACCUGAUGAACCACCUCAAGGAUUACCACGUCAAGCAGAACAUCCUCCACUUCUUGACGUUUGCAGAUGAGUUUGCCAUCGGCUAUUUCAAGAAGCAGGGUUUCUCCAAGGACAUCAAGCUGCCCAAAUCUGUGUACACGGGGUACAUCAAGGACUAUGAGGGGGCCACUCUUAUGGGUUGCGAGCUGGAUGAGCGCAUAUCCUACACAGCCUUCAGCCACGUUAUCCGCAAGCAGAAGGAGAUAGUGAAGAAGUUCAUCGAGAAACAGCAGGAACACAUGCAGAAAGUGUACCCUGGUGUGCCCUGCUUCAAGGAGGGCGUGAGAGAGAUCCCUCUCGAGAGCAUUCCAGGCCUCCGAGAAGCAGGCUGGAAACCGGACAAGAAAUAUGUCAAGCAAGAGCAGAUGGAUCCCGAUCAGGCAUAUCAAGCCAUGAAGUCUGUGUUGAUACAAGUUAAGAAUCACAGUAGUGCAUGGCCCUUUACAAAGCCAGUGGAAAAAUCCGAGGCACCUGACUACUAUGAUCACAUCAAGUAUCCAAUGGACUUAAAGACUAUGGCAGAAAGACUGAAAAACCACUACUACGUGCACAAGCGGCUGUUUAUCGCGGACAUGCAGCGGAUCUUCAGCAACUGUCGUGCCUACAAUAGCCCCGACACAGAGUACUACAAGUGUGCCAACACUUUGGACCGCUUCUUCCAGAACAAGAUGAAGGAGGCAGGUCUCUGGGACAAGUGACAGCACGGCAUUCUGCUUGACACAAUGAGCUUUAGUUGCGUGCAGUGUCCGAAGCAGGGCUAUACGCGCACUCUUUAGUAACUGACAGGGUACGGUAGCAUAGCCUUGUGCAAACUACGUAUAGUUUCACAAUGUUGUAUAUUGCUUUCUUCAUGUCCAUUUUAAUCUAUUCGUGAAGCUUUGUAGCCUCAUGUAGCAGCGGUUGGGGUGCAACAGUUCACGAAGCUCUCUUAGGCAGCAGAUUCGUUGCAAAUUUCUUGGUCUGUGCUGCUUGACUUUUUGUUUGUUUAACUUUGACUACAACUACCAAGUCAUAUCCACUAUGCAGUAGUCGGUGGCAUUUAUUGGUGCUUAUGAGGAGAGGAGGCUGCUUGUUUAGAGUGCACCCAUGGGCUUUUAGAACAGUGCCGUGCUUUGCUUAUAGCUUUGCAUGACGAUGUGUAUCACCGGUGUUAUUUUCCAUUAGAUAUUAUGAUAGAUGCACCGAUGCAUAGUGUCGACAGCUUAUGUUUGCAGGCUGGAAAUUGGUUAGCAGGAACUGUAGUAUCCAGUGCAGAGUUUUGUUUCAUACUGAGGGGAUUCACAUUGUAAUAAUUAUUGAUUGCAAGAUUUCUGUUUCGAAUGUUGCUUGUAUUAUAUAGCAAAUGCUUUUUUUUUGUAUAUUGGCUAUUCACCAUCCCAUUUCAUUUGUACCUUUCUGUCAGUGUAUAAAAACAUUUUUCAGUGUACUUUCUUAUGUCCUCAUGAAUAUAGCUAUUCUUGUAUGUUGUUACAUUAGUUAGUCCAUGUAUUCAGUUUUUUAAAUACUGUCUUUAUUCCUGGUAUUAUUACUGGGUGAAAAAAUGUAUUUGCUUGAUCUCUCCCGAUUUUGUGAAGUGCCCUGAGCUCAGCAUGGCAUUUUAUAAAUGGCAGUAUCUUCACUUUCAAGAUUUAAUUUGCUCUCUUGUGAAGUUACAGCAAAUGGAAGUGUGUCAACUUUUUUUUUUUUUGCGAAUAAAUGUUUACUAUGUUGAAUAA
Molecule: messenger RNA, 3744 nt
Organism: Dermacentor silvarum
Lineage: Eukaryota; Metazoa; Arthropoda; Arachnida; Ixodida; Ixodidae
Gene: Gcn5
Product: histone acetyltransferase KAT2A
Exons: 20
Coding region: 310-2727 (805 amino acids)
Biological process (GO): positive regulation of transcription by RNA polymerase II; chromatin remodeling
Cellular component (GO): histone acetyltransferase complex; nucleus
Molecular function (GO): histone H3 acetyltransferase activity; protein binding
Source: RefSeq, a predicted model, not a curated record